This is a messenger RNA of Chelmon rostratus (copperband butterflyfish), 1681 nucleotides long. It is a transcript of the gene nprl2, whose product is annotated as NPR2 like, GATOR1 complex subunit. Lineage: Eukaryota; Metazoa; Chordata; Actinopteri; Chaetodontiformes; Chaetodontidae. Bases 291 to 1433 code for a protein of 380 amino acids. The transcript is spliced from 11 exons. The record is from RefSeq and is a predicted model, not a curated record. Gene Ontology annotation, molecular function: GTPase activator activity. Gene Ontology annotation, cellular component: vacuolar membrane; GATOR1 complex. Gene Ontology annotation, biological process: cellular response to amino acid starvation; positive regulation of autophagy; negative regulation of TORC1 signaling.
UUUGUCGAGCACUGGAGAGAUUUUGGAUGGUUUGACAUUAGUUUGACAACAUUUUUUCAAAGUACAGUGAGAACAUACUUACUGGUUGUCCAGACGUUGGAAUUGGAAUUCACGGGAGGUCACAUGCUUGUCUUUCUACGUUAAAAGUGGAAGCUAGCAGCUAGCUUCAGCUGCUAAUUAACAGCUGAGGCAGGCACACACAGGAUACUGUCAUCUAAAACUGAAACGGUUUGGCCAAAGUUUGCUAAGUUGACCAUUUGGAUAAGGUUGCCCUGACAAAAAAGUCUGUGAUGGGCAUGACCAACCGAAUAGAAUGUAUAUUUUUCAGUGAAUUUCACCCCACCCUGGGUCCAAAGAUAACAUAUCAGGUCCCUGAGGAAUACAUUUCACGGGAGCUCUUUGACACAGUUCAGGUUUAUAUCAUCACCAAGCCAGAACUGCAAAACAAAUUAAUAACAGUCACUGCCAUGGGAAAAAAGUUAAUCGGCUGUCCCGUGUGCAUUGAACAUAAAAAGUACAGCCGCAACGCCCUCCUCUUUAACCUUGGCCUCGUUUGUGACGCCCAGACCAACACGUGUGCCCUUGAGCCGAUUGUCAAGAAGCUGUCUGGGUACCUCACAACUCUGGAGCUGGAGAGUGGCUUUAUAUCCAAUGAGGAGAGCAAGCAGAAACUUUUACCCAUUAUGUCGACCUUGUUGGAAGAACUCAAUGCCACAGGAGCCUGCACCUUACCCAUAGAUGAGUCCAACACCAUCCACCUAAAGCUGAUCCAGCUGCGAAAGGACCCUCCGAUUGUCCAGGAGUACGACGUGCCUGUCUUCACACAGUGCAAAGAACAUUUUAUCAAAUCUCAGUGGGAUCUCACCACUCAGCAGAUCCUGCACUAUAUUGAUGGAUUUAGACACAUCCAAAAAAUCUCUGCUGAGGCGGAUGUAGAGCUGAAUCUUGUGCGCAUUGCUGUGCAGAAUCUCUUGUAUUAUGGUGUCGUGACCUUGGUGUCAAUAUUUCAGUACUCCAAUGUGUAUUGCACCACCCCCAAAGUUCAGAGCCUCAUAGAUGACAAGUCCAUUCAAGAGGAGUGCCUCAACUACGUCACCAAGCAGGGUCAGAAGCGUGCCAGUCUGAGAGAUGUGUUCCAGCUGUACUGUGGUCUGAGUCCAGGAACCACAGUCCGAGACCUUUGUUCUCGCUACUCGCAGCAGCUUCAAAGGGUUGAUGAGAGGAGGCUUAUCCAGUUUGGACUGAUGAAGUCUCUAAUACGACGGCUACAGAAAUACCCAGUGAAGGUGAGCCGCGAUGAGAAGAGCAGGCCACCUCGACUCUACACCGGCUGUCAUAGUUAUGACGAGAUCUGCUGCAAAACAGGAAUCAGUUACCAGGAGCUGGACGAGCGUUUGGAGAAUGAUCCCAACAUCGUGGUGUGCUGGAAGUGACGUGGGGUGAACUGAGAAGAGCGACCACCGUCAGACUGAAAGUUACAGAAAUGCCUCAGCCAAAGAUGCCUUCAGCGACAGAAAUAACAGUGUAAAGUGAAAUGGUAUUUUGUAAUUUUUAUGUUAGAUUAGUGUUUGUUUUUUUUUAAAACUAAUGUCUUCAUCAAGAAAUGGUCAAGUGAGGAAGGUGAUAUUUAUUAAUAUUGUACAAAAGAAAAUCUGUGAUUAAUAAAAGACAUAAUACCAAG